Molecule: messenger RNA, 964 nt
Organism: Mesitornis unicolor (brown roatelo)
Lineage: Eukaryota; Metazoa; Chordata; Aves; Mesitornithiformes; Mesitornithidae
Gene: INSC
Product: inscuteable homolog (Drosophila)
Exons: 6
Biological process (GO): regulation of asymmetric cell division; asymmetric cell division; apical protein localization
Cellular component (GO): apical cortex
Molecular function (GO): cytoskeletal adaptor activity; protein binding
Source: RefSeq, a predicted model, not a curated record
GUUGAUGGGAUACUGUGCCUGGCUGACAUUCUUACUGAUAACACCCAUUCUGAAGCUACUCAUGCAGAAGCAGCAGCUGUGAUUGCACAGAUCACUUCUCCACACCUCACGUUCACUCAGCAUCUCAGCAGCUUUCUGGAAAACAUGGAAGAAAUUGUAACAGCACUUGUCAAACUGUGCCAAGAAGCCUCAUCUGGUGAAGUUUUCCUGCUGGCUUCAGCAGCUCUCGCCAAUAUUACUUUCUUUGACACCAUGGCUUGUGAAAUACUGCUCCAGUUAAAUGCAAUGAAGAUCCUUUUAGGAGCAUGUUCAGAUAAAUACAUAGUGGAUACUCCAUAUUCCAGAGAUCAGGUUGUAACAAUACUGGCAAACAUGUCAGUCUUGGACCAGUGUGCUUCAGAAAUCAUCCAAGGAAAUGGUGUUCAACUUUUAAUGGAAAUGCUCUUUGAAAGAUCAUCUUCAGGAAAUUCAGCAGAAGUUGCUGCUUGUGAGCGAGUCCAACAGAAAUCUGCAGUUACACUGGCACGACUCAGCCGUGAUCCUGAAGUGGCAGAUGCAGCCAUAAAACUCAGCUGUAUUCCUCGACUAAUUAAACUUUGCAGAUCACCAACUGAAAGAAAUAACAGUGAUUCUGUUUUAGUGGCAUGUCUGGCAGCCUUACGGAGACUGGCAGUGAUGAGUCCUGAUGGACUUGAAGAUUCAGAUUUUCAGCAGCUAGUAAAGCCCAGACUUGUGGAUUCUUUUCUGCUAUGCACAAAUAUGGAAGAAAGCUUUGUAUAAAUGUGAGCCAAAAACCUUUGAAAAAUAAUGAAGAUGAUAGGCAUACAUAAGAUAUGCAUAUACAAUUUUACUUAGUUUUAGUCCCAUUGUUAUUUAUAACAUUUAUUUUAUAACCAUGAACAUAUGGCUUGUGGAAGUAAAGAAACAGAAUGAGCAAACUUGUUUCAGUAGUUAGCAAAGGUAA